Trichomonas vaginalis G3 is the source of this 1116-nucleotide messenger RNA. Its product is annotated as GTP-binding protein family. Gene Ontology annotation, molecular function: GTP binding; GTPase activity. NCBI's taxonomy places the organism in Eukaryota, Parabasalia, Trichomonadida, Trichomonadidae. The coding region runs from base 1 to 1116 and encodes 371 amino acids. Gene Ontology annotation, biological process: cytoplasmic translation. Gene Ontology annotation, cellular component: cytoplasm. The record is from RefSeq and is a predicted model, not a curated record. The transcript has a single exon.
AUGAGUGAAACAAAGAAAAUCCAGGAGAAGAUUGAUGCCAUCGAGCUUGAGUUAUCUAGAACACAGAUCAACAAAGCUACAAUGCACCACAUCUGUCUUCUCAAAGCUCGUCUCGCUCGCAUGAAAAGGGAUAUUCUUGAAGCUGCCACAAGAAAAGCUGGUGGCCCAGGUCAAGGAUGGGAAGUUAAGAGAUCCGGUGAUGCCCGUAUCGGUCUUUUUGGUUUCCCAUCUGUUGGUAAAUCAACUCUUCUUAAUGCACUCACAGGUCAAUCAUCUAAAGUUGCUGCAUACGAAUUCACAACACUUACACCAGUUCCUGGCAUUCUCAACAUUAACGGAGCUAAAAUUCAGAUUCUCGAUCUUCCAGGUAUUCUUGAAGGCGCUGCUGACGGCUAUGGUCGUGGUAAACAAGUCAUUUCUAUUGCAAGAACAUGCUCCCUUAUUCUCAUGGUUCUUGAUGGUAUGAAAUCACUUGAUCUUGUUAAAAUUCUUGAGAAAGAACUUGCUGGCUACGGUAUUAAAUUAAACAAGCAGCCACCAAAGAUCCGUGUUGAUAUUCGUGAUAGAAACGGAUACGCAAUUACUUCUAGUGUUGAACAACCAUAUAUCACUACAGAACUUGUCGAAGAAAUCAUGAAAACACAAUACAGAAUCCAGCACGCUGUCGUUCACUUCGACCAGGUAGCUACAAUUGAUGAUUUAAUCGAUGUUCUCGAAGGAAAUCGUGUUUAUAUUAAAUGCAUCUACGUUAUUAACAAAUGCGAUCAGCUUUGGCCAGAAUACACUGCUGCUCUUGCUUUGCGUGACCACACAAUGUGCGUUUCCGCUUUCUCAGGUUAUAACUUGAAAGAGCUAGUCGAAGCAAUUUGGAAAGACCUUAACUUAAUCAGAGUAUUUACACAGCCAAAGGGAUGCGAACCAGAUCCAGAUCCACUCGUCCUUUCAUCAGAUAGAAAUACAAUCGAAGAUUUCUGCAAUAAGAUCCAUACAUCAAUUGUAGAGAGAUUCAAACUCGCUUGGGUGUCUGGUAAGUCUGUUAAGCACAGUCCUGGUCAGGUUGGACUUAGGCACGAGCUGAUGGACGGAGAUACCGUCACUCUUGUAUUAUCUGGUUAA